GGGUUGGGAGUAUGUGUGUGUGUGUAUAUAUAUAUUCUUUUGCCUCUAAAAUAUAACUUCUCAUAGUAUAAAUAUGGUAGGAAUUCUGCAAAAUUGGACCGAUGAGGAAAGAAGAGAUUAUUCCAAGAGACUCUGAAGUACAGUACCCAGUUGGUAGUGAGCUUUCUGCUAAACUGUUUCAGCCCAGAAUGGCUGUGGAAUCCAGAGCAGUUUCAACCCCAGUACCUCAGAAUCCUCAGGAACAAGAGCUCAUACUAGUGAAAGUAGAAGAAAGCCUUUCAUGGGGCCAGAAAUUUAAGCAGAAUGGGAGUACCCGAUCCUGCCAAGAAUUGUUUCGCCAGCAAUUCAGAAAGUUUUGCUACCAGGAGACGCCUGGGCCCCGGGAGGCCCUGGGCCGACUCCAGGAGCUUUGCUAUCAGUGGCUGAGACCAGAGGUGCACACGAAGGAGCAGAUCCUGGAGCUGCUGGUGCUGGAGCAGUUCCUGAGCAUCCUGCCUGAGGAGCUGCAGAUCUGGGUUCAGCAACAUAGUCCAAAAAGUGGCGAGGAAGCUGUCACUCUGUUGGAGGAUUUGGAGAGGGAAUUUGAUGAUCCAGGGCAGCAGGUCCCAGCUAGUCCCCAGGGACCAGCAGUGCCAUGGAAGGAUAUGCCAUGUCUUGGAGCAUCCCAGGACUUAACAGACAUCCAACUCCAGCCUUUAAAGACACAGCUGAAACCGCGGGAACCUUGCCUUUCCCCACAAAGUGAUUGUAAACACAAGGAAUCAGCAACAAAGAAGGACAUUUCAAAAGAGAAAUCUCAGAGGCCUUCCCAGGAACCUUCCUUUGGAAGAGUUAGUGAACAUGAAAGCAUCUUAGAGUGGCCGCAAGGAAGUGCUGCAGGGCAGAAAUUAAGGCAAUGCCCUUCCCAGGGGGCUGGUUUUAGUCAAGUCAUCUUCACACACAAAGCUCUAGGAAACAGGGAUCAUCAUGAGCCUCAAAGAAGCUUGAUUCUAAGUACGAACUCUGUAACCUGUCAGAAAGUUCCCUCAGAAGAGAGACCUUACAGGUGUGAUGUGUGUGGGCACAGCUUCAAACAGCAUUCCUCUCUGACGCAACACCAGAGAACCCAUACUGGAGAAAAGCCCUAUAAAUGCAACCAGUGUGGGAAGGCCUUUAGUUUGAGGUCCUACCUCAUUAUUCAUCAGAGAAUUCAUAGUGGCGAGAAAGCAUAUGAAUGUAGUGAAUGUGGGAAGGCCUUCAACCAGAGCUCAGCCCUCAUCAGACAUCGGAAAAUCCAUACCGGUGAGAAAGCUUGUAAAUGUAAUGAAUGUGGCAAAGCAUUCAGUCAAAGUUCCUAUCUCAUCAUCCAUCAAAGAAUCCACACGGGUGAGAAACCCUAUGAGUGUAAUGAGUGCGGAAAAACCUUUAGCCAAAGCUCAAAGCUUAUUAGACACCAGCGAAUUCAUACCGGAGAGAGACCUUAUGAAUGUAACGAGUGUGGAAAAGCUUUCCGGCAGAGCUCAGAGCUGAUAACCCAUCAGAGAAUUCAUAGUGGAGAGAAACCCUAUGAAUGUAAUGAGUGUGGAAAAGCCUUCAGUCUGAGUUCAAACCUCAUCAGACAUCAGAGAAUUCAUAGUGGAGAGGAACCCUAUCAGUGUAAUGAAUGCGGCAAAACCUUCAAAAGGAGCUCAGCCCUUGUUCAGCAUCAGAGAAUCCAUUCUGGGGAUGAAGCUUACAUAUGUAACGAGUGUGGGAAGGCCUUCAGGCACAGAUCUGUCCUCCUGCGCCAUCAGAGAGUCCACACUGGGUAUAAACACCAUAACUGUGAUAAAUGUGGGCAAAGCUUUGCUUGGAGAACAGGCCUUAUUAGGCAUCAAAGAACUCAUUGGGAGAAACCCUAUGAAUGUGAUAACUGUGGAAAGGCCUUUAAUGUGAGUUCAGCCCUGGUUCUGCAUCAGAGAAUUCAUACUGGGGAGAAGCCCUUUCCUUGUAAUUGGUGUAUUAAAAGUUUCAGUCGGAGCUCAGACCUUAUUAAACAUCAUAGAGUCCACACUGGUGAAAAACCUUACAAAUGUGAUGAAUGUGGGAAAGCCUUCAGUCAGAGCUCUGAUCUUAUUAUACAUCAGAGAAUCCAUACAGGAGAAAAACCCUAUCAGUGCAAUCACUGUAGUAAAAGUUUUAGCCAGCGCUCAGACCUGGUUAAACACCAGAGAAUCCAUACUGGAGAGAAGCCUUAUACCUGUAACCAGUGUAAUAAACAUUUCAGUCAAAGUUCUGAUGUUAUAAAACAUCAAAGAAUCCACACUGGCGAGAAACCAUAUAAAUGUGAUGUGUGUGGGAAAGCCUUCAGUCAGAGCUCAGAUCUUAUUCUGCAUCAGAGAAUUCACACUGGAGAGAAACCAUAUCCAUGUAAUCAGUGUAGCAAAAGUUUCAGUCAGAACUCAGACCUGAUUAAACAUCGAAGGAUCCACACUGGAGAGAAACCCUAUAAAUGUAAUGAAUGUGGAAAGGCUUUUAACCAGAGUUCAGUCCUUAUUCUGCAUCAGAGAAUUCACACUGGAGAGAAACCCUAUCCAUGUAGUCAGUGUAGCAAAACCUUCAGUAGACUGUCAGAUCUCAUUAAUCAUCAACGAAUUCACACUGGAGAGAAGCCUUACCCAUGUAACCAGUGCAGUAAAAUGUUUAGUCGAAGAUCAGACCUUGUUAAACAUCACAGAAUUCAUACAGGUGAGAAACCCUAUGAAUGUGAUGAGUGUGGAAAAACUUUUAGUCAGAGCUCAAACCUUAUUCUCCAUCAGAGAAUUCACACCGGAGAGAAACCAUAUCCAUGCAAUGAUUGUACGAAAAGUUUUAGUCGUCGUUCAGACCUUGUGAAACAUCAAAGAAUACACACUGGAGAGAAACCAUAUGCAUGUAGUCAGUGCAAUAAAAGUUUCAGUCAAAGCUCAGACCUCACUAAACAUCAGAGAGUACACUCUGGGGAAAGGCCCUAUCACUGCAAUUGUUGUGAGAAAGCCUUCAGUCAGAGUUCCGACCUUAUUCUUCAUCAGAGAGUUCACACUGGAGAAAAACCAUAUGCAUGCACACAGUGCAGCAGAAGUUUCAGUCAGAACUCAGAUCUUAUCAAGCACCAGAGGAUCCACACUGGGGAGAAACCAUACAAAUGCAACGAGUGUGGAAAGGCUUUCAGUCAGUGCUCAGCUCUCAUCCUACAUCAGAGGAUCCAUACUGGGGAGAAACCAUAUCCAUGUGAUCAGUGUGGCAAAAGCUUCAGUCGGCGCUCUGAUCUCAUUAACCAUCAAAGAAUCCACACUAGUGAAAAUCCAUAUAAAUGUGAUAUGUGUGGGAGAGCCUUUAGCACAUUCUCUGAUCUUAUUGAACACCAGAGAAUCCACACCGGAGAGAAAACCCACAGGUGUGUUCAGUGCAGCAGAAGUUUCAGCCAACUCUCUGAUCUUGUUAAUCAUGAGACAGUCCAUUCUGGGGAAGACACUCUAAAUGCGAUGAAUAUGGGAAAACCUUUGGUGUGUACACCAACUUUAUUCAGUAACAGACACACUGCCAGAAAAAAAGUCUUAUGAAUGCUGUUGAUGAUUACGAGAAAGGUUUUAAUCAAUGCUCAACUCUUGUGCUAUGUUUGAAAAAAAAAAAAAAACAGUGGAAAGGAAACAUUAAUUCAGUUUAUAUAAUGGAGUUUAAAUCAGAGCUCAGACAUUGCUAAACUUAAGACAAAUUCUGAGGGGGAACGCUGUGAGUUGUGGGAAAACUUCAGUGGGGGAAAGAUUUUUACUGAAAGCAGUAAUGGGGAAAAAAAAUUCUAUCUGCUGUAAAGUGAGAAAAGUUCUAGUCUUUUAUUCAGACGGUCCACAGGAGGAAAGUUUUAUUGUUAUAAGAACUGUGUAACAAUCUUAAUGCAGAACCUUAACAGAUGCUGUAAAAAUCAGUGUGGUGUUGUAUGCAGUCAGAACUCAGAAGGAAAUGUAUUAAUGUUAUUGCAAAACUUUACAGGGCCCAAAUCACUUAUUGCAUAUCAGAGAAGUUAUUUUAGAGAAUGUAGGGAAAAAAUAAACCCCUUCCAUAUCUUAGUAUUCACUCUGAUAAUUGGCACACCACUUAUCUCCUGACAGCUGGAGAGUCCUUCCUUAUGCUAAUAGUAGGCAUCAUUAAAUUCCCUGUGCUAUUCUGGUAUUAAACAUUAACUACAUAACUCCA
This is a messenger RNA of Phacochoerus africanus (Common warthog), 4191 nucleotides long. It is a transcript of the gene ZNF397, whose product is annotated as zinc finger protein 397. The record is from RefSeq and is a predicted model, not a curated record. Gene Ontology annotation, biological process: regulation of transcription by RNA polymerase II. Lineage: Eukaryota; Metazoa; Chordata; Mammalia; Artiodactyla; Suidae. Bases 102 to 3560 code for a protein of 1152 amino acids. Gene Ontology annotation, molecular function: RNA polymerase II cis-regulatory region sequence-specific DNA binding; DNA-binding transcription activator activity, RNA polymerase II-specific. The transcript is spliced from 6 exons. Gene Ontology annotation, cellular component: nucleus.